UUAAUCCCCGGUACGGAAAAUUGGCCUUUAUUCAAAAAAAAUAAAAGUGAACAAUUUGAAGCUCGAUUUAGUUUAGUUGAAAUAACUUCUCCAACUAUCGCAUACACAAAGCCUUCAAUAUUUCUCAAUGGAAUGCAUUCAUCAAUAUUUCCUAUUGCUGUUGCACAUAGUGAAGGCAGAGCAGAAUUUUCUAGUGAAGAACAAUUAAAAAAACUAAUAGCCCAAGAUCUUGUCGUGGCGAGGUUUGUAGAUAAUUACGGAAAUCCAACUGAAAAGUAUCCAUAUAAUCCAAAUGGAAGUCCAUUCGGUAUAACAGGUAUUCAAACACCAAAUGGAAGAGUGCUGGCUAUGAUGCCACACCCUGAACGCGUAAUUCUUAAGGAAUCGUACUCGUGGUAUCCUGUUGAAGAAGGUAAAAAAUGGGGUGAAUUUGGACCUUGGUUAAGAAUGUUUAGAAAUGCUAGGGUUUGGGUGGGUUAA
Molecule: messenger RNA, 480 nt
Organism: Dentiscutata erythropus
Lineage: Eukaryota; Fungi; Glomeromycota; Glomeromycetes; Diversisporales; Gigasporaceae
Source: the annotation of a GenBank genome assembly